This is a messenger RNA of Meriones unguiculatus (Mongolian gerbil), 723 nucleotides long. RefSeq names its product sperm microtubule inner protein 11 (gene Spmip11). Bases 1 to 600 code for a protein of 199 amino acids. Lineage: Eukaryota; Metazoa; Chordata; Mammalia; Rodentia; Muridae. The record is from RefSeq and is a predicted model, not a curated record. The transcript is spliced from 6 exons.
AUGACCCCUGCGACAUCCCGUAGCCGCAUCAACAGCCAGUCCACGACCAGGAAAGACGCUGCCGCCGGGACGCAGGCGCAGGUCAUGCUGCGUUGGGAGGUUUUCGAGGACGUUCGUGAUGGCGGUGCCUUCCCUAGAACUGGGCUAACGGAGCCCGUGUCAGGGAAAAUAGGCGAGACCGUCAGAAAACCGAGAAAAGACGAGACAAUGUGCGGGCAUGCCACUAACGGAAGACGCAAAAGCAAAGAACUGGCCCUAGAUGAGGGUCUGGGCUCCUGCGCUCACCAGAAGGAUGCGGUGUCCACUAGGCUCCCCCCAAUUGCCUCCGAGGAUGGUAAUUAUUCCGUCCACCAGAACAGCCAUGAGCGGUAUCACGAAGCCGUGCGGAAGGUGCUGCUAAAAACCUUCCCCAAUCAGGUCUUCAAAGUCCCUGUGACCGACGCUCAGAACUUCAGCUUCUGGUGGCCUCACAGCACGAACGUGCGCCCAGAGAAGGUCAUUCCAUGGAUGCAGGGUCCACGCCACUGUCUCAUCAAAAGCCCAAUGACCAGAUUUAUGGAUCAUUCAAUUCUCAAUGACAGGACCUUCAGUCUAUACUGAGGACGAUGUGCUCACAGGACAAAAUGAAAACCGGAAGGAGGGCAGGGAGGGGAGAAGAGUCAUCAAGCCCAGCUGAGGAGGGAGAGGGGAGGAGGUAAAGAAAGAAGAAUAAACCAACUAAAC